This is a messenger RNA of Penicillium macrosclerotiorum, 894 nucleotides long. RefSeq lists its product as uncharacterized. NCBI's taxonomy places the organism in Eukaryota, Fungi, Ascomycota, Eurotiomycetes, Eurotiales, Aspergillaceae. The record is from RefSeq and is a predicted model, not a curated record. The coding region runs from base 1 to 894 and encodes 297 amino acids. The transcript is spliced from 4 exons.
AUGAACAAGGCAGUGGAGCAGAGAAUCCAAAGAGUCACGUCAGGGGGGGGAAAGGCAAACCGGCGCAACUUUUGUACCCUGACGCAAGUCCCCGCCGCGGGGGAGCAACCGGACUUGCCUUGGGUUUUCGUCAUGGUUCCCCGCGUGACCACCUCCGGUUUUCUCCUCGGCCCCGAUUUUGCCCGUGGGUCAAGACUAUCUGUUGGAUUCGCGGCACUGGAAGACCAGCGGACUGGCGGAUUCGACAACUGGACGACUCGACGACUCGACGACUCGGGCGCAGACAACCCGAGGAAUGCAGCCUCCGUCCGAUCCCUUCCUGUGCCGACCCGGGUCGGGCCGGAAGAAAGAAACCCCGGCUCGAGCCCAGGCCUCGUGACCCUCGAGUAUGGAGCAUCCAGCGUGGAGCCGGUUGGAGCAGGUUGGAAAUCAGAAGCGGCCGUCUCGGUGCUAGGACAUAUUAUCCUCCGUUCCCUUCCAGUCGAUGGGUCCGCCUCCCCGGUCGCGGCUUUGUGGAUAUCGCAAGAGCUGCCCAGUGGAGAAGGGGUCUCUGGAGUGUCUUCUUUUGAAGGGCUUGAGGUUCAACUUUACUCCGGUGUAUACUUCCACAAGUUCCAAAGCUGGGCGACCACCGAGCUUAUCGGCAGCAACCCUUCCGCCUGCUCGGCCUUUGCCCCCGAACCGUUCCCCCGCCCUGGAGAAUGCGAGCCCGUGCACCGUGACAAGAGUCAACAAACGCGCAACUGCCGACUCGGCAAUCUCGCCAUUCACCGUACGCCGGCAAGCGAGCUCACUGGUCAGCACGAUCGCUUGUCAACGCACAAGGAAGAGCAAGACGAUCAGGUUCAGCCAAUCAGUAGCGAAAGGGGGGCAGCUUGCCCAAUGCACCAUUGA